AUGAACAUGGAGCGACGUCACGCCGUCGCUGCCGCCGAUGUCCCCAGCAGCGGCAACGACGGCGGCGGCAGCAGCGCCCUGUCAUUGAUUUCCGCAACGGGCCCAGUGGCAGCGGCGCCGCUGCCGCCGCUAAAGGAUGGUGGCGCCGCUGCAGGCGCUGAAUCCUUCACCCUUUCGCCCCCUGGAGACGGGGGAGACGGGGCCCUGAUGAUUCACCGAAUCAUGGCGGCGGCUGCAGCGGCUCCAGAAGGACACGGCAUUCCAAACGACCCAAGGCUGCGAUGGAAGCGUGCUGCUGCCGCCGCCGCCGCCGCUGCCGAAGCUGCAACAACAACAGCAGCAGCAACAUCAACUACAGCAGCUGCAGCAGCAACAGCAGCAGCAGCAGCGGUAGUGACUGCAGAUCCUGAGGCUAUGAAGCUAUGUACGGAGAUACGUACGGAGCCUCCGCAAGGAGGUUCAAUUGACAUCGCCAAGUUGUCACCCGGCGAGGCGGCGGCGGCGCCACUGGCGGACCCGCCGUCGCGUGUUAGCCUGCCACCGUUAGCGGCAGCAGAGGAGCCGCCUCUGGCGGAUUGCACCUUAGCAACACCCGCCCCGGCGCCGUCGGGUGCCCACCCCUUGGCGGGCACCUUGCCGACCGCGAUGAAUGCAGCAACAGCAGCAACUGCAGCUGCAACAGCAGCAACUGCAGCUGCAGCCGCAGCGGCGUCCACACACGGCCCCAGGGAUAACGUGACCCAAAUCGUUCCAGCUGCUCCGCGAUCUGGGUCACCCCAAUCUGAGUGCCGAUUUGGGUCGGACGCAAGACCAGCCGAAAUUUCCUCCCGGCGCCCUUCGGGCCGGCGGGAGGCAGCCACUGCCAGCGGCGGUGGCGGCGGCGGCGGCGGCGGAGCUGCUGCAGCGAUCGGCAUCUCCGUCAGUGGGCCGCCGCCAGCUCAGCUGGUUCCAGCGGGUGAUACAAAGGACCGCCAUGCACCGCGACGACUGGUGCGUAUUCGCACUGCCAAGACUGCGUCAUUGCCGGCUGCGGCGUCAUCGCCAGCUGCAGCUCUAGCCUUCCCCGGGAAGGCAUGUAGUGGCGGUGGUAGUGGCCGGCAGUCAGGGGCUGCCGCUGCCGGCAAUGUCGUCGCGACAGCUGCCGCUGCCGGCACAUCGCCAUCAAGCCCAAUGGCCGAGACGGCGGAUGUUGGAGAGGAGGAGCUGGUUGUUGAGGCGGCGGGAGGGGCCCUAUCAACGGGGUGCCGCAGUGCCGGGGGCACCAGGCCUCCACCCGCUGGUUCUGCUGCUGCUGCUGCAGCUGAUCAUGUUGCUGCUGUUCGUUCCGUUGCGCGAACGCAGCCGGAUACAGCCGGAUGCGAUAUUGGGGGCCGGCCCAUGCGCGAGAACAAGGACAGGGACAAAGACAGAAGGAAGGAUAAGGACUCUGACAAAGCUAAAGUUAAGAAGGACCGGGACAAGGUCGCGAAGGAGAAGGUGGAGAAGGAGAGGGAGAAAGAGGAGAAGCGGGAAAAGCAGAAGCGCAGUGGUCGUGAAGAUCGCGAACGGGAGCGCGGCAUGCGGUCUCGGAUGAAGAGCAAGGAUUGUCAAGUACGUGAACAAGAAUGUCGUGCAUACCGUGGUGGGUUAAACGAGGUCUCGGAAACGGCUGGCCCCUGCGGCAUCAGCGACGUAGCUGAUGGUGCCGCGCUUCGAUAUCGCCGGGUAGCAGCAGCAACCGCAGCAGUAGCAGUAGCAGUAGCAACUCGGAAGGACGGCAAUGCGGGUGGCAAUAGCGGCGGCGGCGUUGAGGUGGCUGGCGGCAGUAGCAAAGAUCCUUACAGCGGCGGCCUUCCGCUGGCAUCAGCGAUGCCGGCGGCGGCAGCUACGGCCGCACAGGCUGUUGCUCCGUCAGUCGAACAGUUGCUGACGCAGCUGUACGACCCCGAUGCGCUGGCGGCUGCAGCGGCGGUAGCUGUACCUUGUGCCAACGGCCGCCGGGGUCCGGCAUCAGGGCCUGUGUCGGCACAGAGCGUCAGCGGCGCUGCCCCGACGGCUGGUACUGCAGUUUCUGCAGCCAAUUGCCGUACCACAGCCGGCGGCGGCAGAACCUGGUCCCUGGGCGACGCAUGCGAGCUGCCGCCGUUGCCUGUCGACAUCCUCACCCCAGAGCCGCUCACCAUUGGGGACCUGCAAUGGCCCCCCCCGGGGCUGUGGCUGCAGCUCCAACCCCCCCGGCACGUGGAACUGAGCCAUGAUCUCGUACGGCAAUUGUACGUCCCUGGCCCGCUGCUGGCUGAUCUUGCGGAGGUGGAGUCCUUUUGGCGUGCUCACCACUUGCCCUUGCAGCUGGGGGCGCUGGUGCUGGUGCUGGUGCUGGUGCUGGUGCUGGUGCUGGUGCUGGUGCUGGUGCUGGUGCUGGUGCUGGUGCUGGUGCUGGUGCUGGUGCUGGUGCUGGUGCUGGUGCUGGUGCUGGUGCUGGUGCUGGGGGAGCUCAGCGAGGCGGUGCUGGAGGGGGCUCUGGCCGGGCAGCAUCUUGGGGGGCUGCCGGCCGGGGAGCUCUUUGAUGCCGUCGCUCGUGCUGUACGGCAUGGUGAAUGUGUACCCCACGUGCGCGCCAUCUCCACUCACCGGCGUCGACUGUACGACCCUCGAGAUCCAGAUUCGUACAUACGAUGGAAGGAGGCCGCCCGACCGCACUACGAGGCCAUCUGCGCCGCCCUCAACCGCCCGCCUGAGUCGUGGCGGCCCCUCGGGGCCCUCAUGCGGAGACUCAUGGCCCACCAGGUGGAGCAGGUGGAGCAGGUGGAGGCGCCCGGACAGGGUGCGACGGCGCCAGCUACAGCUCCGACAGAGCCACAGCCACAGCCUAAAGAGCCAGAUUUACGUUCACAGCUGCGGCCAGCGGCUUCAGAUCAGGAGCUAGGACGGGAGAAACGAUGGCGGCAGCAACAAGAGAAGCAGCAACGGGAGCAGGUGCCGGCGCAAGCAGGUUGUGGGCGGGAUCCUCGCGUCCAUAGGCGGGGGGGAUGGCAAUCCACGAUUAAUGAGGAUGGGGAGGAGGAGGAGGAGGAGGCGCAGGCGGCGGGGAAGUCCCGUCCAGCCGCCGCAGCACCACCACCACCAUCUACUGUACGAUCAGCACCAGCUCCUGACGUACUCCUCGGUGGCCAUAUCCCCAUCGGCUACAUACUCCCUACCACUAGCCCUACCACUGAAGAUAAACCAGGCCCCGGGUGUGGCGGCCCCGGGUGUGGCGGGCCUGUCGAGGCCCAGCCUGAGGUACACACCGGGCGGAGCGGGGCCCGGUCCCGCAGCAGGAGCCAGGGGCGUGAGCCCGAGGGCGUGGCGGCUACUUGGGGGGGUAGCUGUCUGCGGAAGGAGGAGGAGCAGGCGUGCCACCUGCUGCAGGUCCGGCCGCCGCUGGUGCAGCAACAACAGCAGCAGCAGCAGCAGCAGGAGCAGGAGCAGCAGCAGCAGCAAGAGCAGGAGCAGCAGCAGGAGCAGCAGCAGCAGGAGCAGCAGCAGCAGGAGCAGCAGGAGAAACGAAAGAACGAGCAAAGCCACAUGUCAAAAGCGCCGCGCGGCCAUUGGAGAGGCGACCACCACGACCAAGGUAAUGGAGACGUAGUAGAGGGGGUGGACGGCGCCGUCGCUAGCUGCGGUGGCCGUACCGUCCAUAGCUCCCAGCAUGAUCCCUCUUUUCUCAACCCGCCUCGCCAGCGAUCCGCUGCCGUACAGCCAGCAACAGCUGCGGUCAGCGGCACCGUCGGGACCGGUGCUAAGACUUUUGACGCCGAUGCCGCCAUCGCCGCCGCCGCCGGUUUAGCUCCACAGCACAUCGAGCUGGAUCAGACGGAACUUCAGGCAAUGGGCAGUCGAAAGCAUGCGGCUCUGUCAAGCGCCACAGCUCUCGCCGCGGCUGCUGCAGCUGCUGCUGCUGCUGCUGGCUCCGCCGGCGCCACCAGAGCUGCGUCCUUGCUGCGAACCAGCGCGGCGGAACGUACCUCUACCCCGCCCCCAGAAGCGGCAGCAGCAGCAGCAGCAUGCGGCGGCGGAAGCCCUCGGGGGCGCUGCGCUGUGUCCCUCUCGGCAUCUGCUGCCGCUGCUGCCGCUUCCUGGGUGCCCCCAGCGGCCCGGGCUGCCCCGGGCUCCCCUCGCGACUUCGGAGCCGAUGGAAGUGGCGGUGCCGGCGGAGGACAGCACGCCAGCGGCGAUGACAUUCCGGCAUCUUUAUCUGGAUCUGGUUCCGGUACUGCAGGUAGUCCUGAAGCCGGCGGCGGCAACGGCGGCGGAUACCUGAACAAGGCGGAGCGCCGGGCGCUGCGACGGCUGCAGUGGAGUCCUGACGGAGAUAAGCUCAAGCAGACGAAGCAGCUACAGCCGCCGCGGUCGCCGUCGCCGCCAGCCCGCAAAGCGCGAUCGGAGCUCCAGAUCGGGCUUCAGCAAUGGCAAGGAGGCGGCACCGGCGGCACCGGCGCCAAGGCUGGAGCAAGCGCCGCGGCUAAGCUGGCAGCGUUGGAGGCGACGCCGGCGGCGGGGCCCGUUGCGGCGUCAGCGGUGACGGCGGACUUGCGAACACUCCUGGGUGAUGCAAUUCAAAGUCGGAGUCUGAGCAGGAGUCGGGGUCGGGGUAAUGGAGGUACGGCAGCGGGAGAGUUGGCUCCGGAACGGUCGGGACCUCAUGACCUCGUCUCAUCGGAAGCUGCGCCGCCUGCUGUGGCAGCAGCACCCGCGACAGCACAGGUACUCCGACCCAACGACGCACCAGCAUCCGAGCGACACACGAAGACAGCGACGGCGGCGCUGGCGGCGACGGCGCGUGGCUCCAGGAAGGCCGCUGGGGGUGAAAAACGUCGUCGACGCAGCCGGCGGAGCACCAGCCGCAGCAACUAUCCGAAACCAAAGUCCGACUUACGUCACAGUCCCACCAGCAGCACCACCACCAGCAGCAGCACCACCAGCGCCACCAUCCGCAAGCGCAAACGGAGCAAAGCCCGAAGCCAGAGUCACAUGCAGGCGCUACAGUCGCCGCCUCCGCCGCCUCCGCCGCCGGAAGCAACGGCGGCCACAGCGGCCACAGCGUCGGCCGCAUCUCCCGCGGAGCUGCCUGACGCGGAGUACAACGCCCUGCUGGCGGAGUACGAGCGUGGGUUGUACCGGCUGUUGUACCGCAGGCCGCUGACGUUGUUUCAGAUUCGCGAGCGGAUGCCCAUUCCACAGCAGCUACUGGGCAGAUCCAAGCCUUCCACGUUUCUGCUGCGGCGGCCACAUCUCUUUGAGCAGGACCUGAACCCGGGGGAGAGGUUCAACAGCCGCUUCCGGGCCAACCCUGCCUCACGUCACUUACUAGAUGAGCCCAGGCUACCGCUGCCGCCGCCGCCGCCACCGCCGCCGCCGCUACCGCCGCCGGUACCGCCGCCGCAGCUGGCGUCGCGAGGACGAAACGAUUCGCCGUCGCCGCCGCCGCGGCGGUGCAGUCACCCGGCGCCAAGCGGCCGCCGGGAGGGAGGUACGACGCCUUCCGUACCACUAUCGCUGCCGCCACCGGUACGGCAGGGAUCUCCCUCCCCUGCUGACGUGGCGGGUACACACAUGCCGGUCCAUGGCCGUGGAAGGAGAAGGCGCUGGUCACCGGGACGAGGUCGCAGUGUAACCAUCAGCCGGAGCAGGAGCCGGAGCCGCAGCGCCAGCCGAGGCCGAGGUCGGCCCCGGGACCGCAGCCGCCGCCCUAGCCGCCGCAGAAGGCGGAGCCACACCGCUCAGCGGAUGAAAAAUCCCGGAAGCCAGAACCCGCAAAAUGAUGCCGGCGGCGGCGGCGGCGGCGGUGGCGACGCUCGCGGCGCUCGCGUCGCCGGAAAGAAGCCGCCGUCGUCUUCGCGGUCCCCAUCACCCUCGCCACCUACAAAGGCACGUCAUCGGAAGAAAGCGGAGGCGGCUGCAGUGCCGGUUGCGCCGCCAGGUCGGCCAGAGAGCUGUACACUGCCAGUGGCAAGGUCGCCCCCGGGCCCCAACGGCGGCGGUCUCUGCCAGACGCUGCAUCCGCCUGGUACGGCGCCGCCGCUGCCGUCGGCAACGGAUCCGGAGGAGCGGCACGGGCACGCUGACUUCACUCGUCGGCGCCAUGAACCCCAUGAAUCCCGGCACGGAGAGGAUCUGAAGGAUUACCCAGAGCGACAUGCGAAGCGCAGGGAGAAGGGGCGAACAGGAGCGGACGCAGACGCCGAGGGCAGGGCCCAGGGCCAGGGCGAGUUGGCAAAGCGGCCGUUGCAGCCUGAGAAGGGUGGUGGACGGAAGCUGGUGACGCCGAGGGGGAACCGCUCCGAAGACGUAAAUCGAAACGGCAGACGGGAUGGCAAGAUGGCAGGUGCAACCCGCUAUGAGAUGGGGGGAGUCGGCGACCAGGAGGAGUAUGAGGGCCACGGCGGCAAGGAGUACGGCGGCAAGGAAGGGGGGAGUGUCAAGGCGGGUGCGGUUGAGAGAGCCGUGGGGAAGGAGGAGAAGGCGCCUCGGUGCCUAAGGGGUAAAGAGGAUAAGGGGAGGCUCAAUCCGAAGCAUGAGGCGCUGGAAGCUAGGGAGGCCUGUACGACAGCCGCCGGCGCUGUCGCCGCCGGCGCUGUCGCCGCCGGCGCUGCCGCCGCCGGCGCUGCCGUCGCCGGCGCUGGUGUCGCCAAUCCCGCAGCGGGUGGGCAUGCGGCCAAGGGUGUUUCAGACGGCGCAGUCGCCGCAACGGCCGUCGGCGGCGUUGACGCCAACGCCAAGGCCACCCAGGCGACGGAGGGUUCCGUCGCCAUCUUCAUGACGACAGCUGCUGCCGUCGCCGCCGUGCCCCUUGCUGCCGCCACUACUGUUCAUGCCAAACUCAAGGCAACCCCCGCCGUGCCUAGCAAAGCUGCAGCAGCCGGCGGCAGGGCUGCUGUCGUCACCGCCCCCGCUGCACCUGCCAGCGCCGCCGCAGGGACGCAUGUGACCACCAAGGCCAACGCCUCCGCCUCCGCCGGCCGAGACGGAGGCGGCGGCGACAGUGUGGCUGCAGCGGCGUGCAGCGGCCCGCCGGGGGCGGCAGCUCCGCCCGGGAGCGCCGCUGGAGGCAGUGAACGGGCAGUACUAGCUAUUGCUGCUGCGGGAUCGGCUGAGGAGGUACCCAAGGGGGUACCCGGUCUCCAAAACCAAUAUACCAAUAUACCGAAGGAGCUCGGAGCAGCUGAUGAUGGUAUCGGAGCGCAACAGGCCUCUGGUUUGGUCGUGGGGCCAGCAUCAAUGAGGGCGAGGAUGCCGGCGGCUGAAGCAGGCAGAGGAGCUACUUCGGUGGCCGCGGCGGCCGCUACAGCCGUACAAGAGUACGGCAGAGGUGAAAGCGGAGAGGUGGAGGAGGGUGAAUGGGCGCCGGAGCUGGGAUUGGCGGCAGCGGUGGCGAAUGUGGCGGCCGCGGUAGGUGAGCCGCGUAUGAGUGGCAGCAUAUGUGGCAGCGGUAGCUUCCGGAGCGGCCAGCGCCGCCGCGGGGGCAGCGGUUGCAUGACUAGCAGCGGUAGUAGCAGUAGCAGCAGUAGCAGCAACAGCAGCAGUGACAGCGGCAGCAGCAGGUCUCAAUCUCCUUUGCAAAAGUGCAAGAGUCGAAGCCCAAGCCGAAACCCAGCUCGCAGCCCAGCCCGAAGUCGGAGCCGGAGCCGAGGGCAGCCCACCGGCUCCGGCGGCGGCGGGGAACGUGGUCGCAGCGGCAGCAGCGGCAACGACAGCUGCAGGACAUGUACGAGCAGCGGAGGACAGCCUGACGGGCCGCAGUCGCGGUUGCAGCAGCAGCAGCAGCAUGGGGCGAGCCCCGCGGCAAGCAAUGAUUGCAGCCCCAGCCCCAGCCCCGGUCGCCGUUGCAGUCCGAGCCGGAACACGAAUUCAACCAGCAGCCGAAGUUGGACUCAAAGUCGCAGCAGCGGUAGUAGCCGCAGCCGGAGCCGCAGCCGCAGCCGCAAUGCUCGCAGCCACAGCCGUGGCCACACGCUUAGCCGUAGCCGUAGCCGAAGCCACAGCCGCAGUCACGGCGACACCCGCACGCGCAGAGGUCCCAGCCCCAGUCCCAGCAGCAGUCGCAGCCGGCGGCGGCGAGGGAGGGCUAGCAGUAGCAGCCGUAGCCGUAGCCGUAGCCGAACCCGAAGCCGAAGCCGCACCAGCGGAGGCUACAGCCGUAGCCACAGCCGCAGCGAGAGCAGCCGAAGGCCUAGCCGAAGCCCAAGUCGAAACCGAAGUCGAAGCCCAAGUCAAAGUCAAAGCCGAAGUCGAAGUCGAAGCCCAAGUCGAAGUCGAAGUCGAAGUCGAAGUCGAAGUCGAAGUCGAAGUCGAGGCCGAAGCCCAAGCCCAAGCCGAAGCCCAAGCCCAAGCCCAAGCCCAAGCCGAAACCCAACCCCAAGCCCUAGCCGAAGUCGAAGUCGAGGUCGAAGCCCAAGCCGAAGCCCAAGCCGAAGCCUAAGUCGAAGCCCAAGCCGAAGCCCAAGCCGAAGCCCAAGCCGAAGCCCAAGCCGGGGUCGCGGUCCGGCCCGGGGCCGCAGUGAGUCGCCCAGGAUCCACCGCGGCCGGCAGCCCUCCCGUACCGCCGUACGCCGCCGCUGGCGCAGUCCCAGCAACUCCCGCAGCCCCAGAUGGAGCCCGGACUGGGCCGGAGCUCGACGCCGCAGCCGCAGCCGCAGCCGCAGCCGGGGUAGCUCUAGUCCCAGCUUCCGGCACAGUCUAGGCCGCGGCUUCGCGCCUGGUUUUGGGGGCGGCAGCGGCGGCGGCGGUGAAUGGUUUCGGAGCAGCGGCACGCCGGCGCCUGGCGGCCUGUUACCCGCUAGCCAUCGACGCUGGCGCAGCCCUAACUGCAGCCCAAGUCGGAGCCGUAGCCGAAGUCCAGGUUAUGGCGGCCGCGGCGGGUACGGCCGCGGCCUUCCCACCAGAAGUCGCUACAGCCCGAGCUAUGGCGGCUUCUCAGCGGCCGCAUACGGAAUGCGCGGCGGCGACGGCGGCGGCGGUGGCGCCGGCGGUCGCGAUCCGCUGCUGCCGGAGGCAGACACAGCGGCGGGUGCACGCUUGGAGCCAUGGGUGGCGAGAGCUGUACGGCAGGCUGUACUGCAACAGCUACCAGGCUCCGGCGGCGGCGGACUGGCGCUGUCAACUGUGCAGCUGCCGCAACGCUUGCGUACGGCGCUGAAGGGCAGCAUGGUGCGCUAUGGCCACCCGGGCACAGGUGGCGAGCGGACAGCCGUGGAGGGGGUCAUGAGAACCACCAAGAUGUAUGAGGAAGCGGAGGACUUUUCGCGCCGCAUGUCCGAGUUCGCUCGCAAUUUGCAGACUUUCCAGCAUGCCACGACAGACUUCAUCUCCUGCAUCACCCCCAUCAUCUCGGUGCCGCUACCCCGCGUGUGGGACCACCUGCCGGACGGGGGACUCGCGGAACCGGUGCGGGCGAGAGUCUCCCACGAUUACCCCUCGGAGCUGUUGGGCGCGGACGCGGACGUCAACGGCAUACGGGCUGCCGUACUGGAGAUGGAGCGGCGGCUGAUGUUGGGUAUCCUCCGUCCUCUGAACCAGUGGCGGGAGUCCCUGGAGACCGCCAAGCAGCGUCUGCCGGAGGUGUCCGGUUGGCUCGUGCAUCUGCCCAUCACGCUGCAGCUGCUGCUCGAUCCGCCGCCACUUGCUCAGGCGUCCGGUUGGCUCGCGCCUGCACCUUUCUGGUUGCAUCCGCACUGGACAGCUGGGGUGUCGGGGGGGAAGGUGGACCGGCUCCGUCGAGAGUUAGCUCGCGAGCAGGGGGGUCUGGACCGGACUUUCUCGAAGGCGGAGAGGCGGCACCGCCGGGAGGUGGGACUGGACCAACCGCACGGCCUGGCGGGACUGCUGUUCAGGUGCACCCACCCUGGAGCCACCAGCCCCGGCCGCACCCGGGGCCCGCGGGUCACGGGCGGCCAGGUGGCGGCGGCGGACGCGGCGGAGGCGGGCGGCAUGGAGGAGGAGACCGCCGCUGGCGGCACCGGCGCCGCCGCCAGCGGGGUCGGCGGCGGCGGAGGCGGCGGUCGGGGCUUCCGCGACGAGUUCCGUUUGGAGGAUCGCAACAUGAAGACCGUGUACCAGGCCCGCCGCCGCGAGGGGUUUUGCCCCCCUGCCCCCUUCGCAUUCGUCUUCUCUUGGAGUAUCCGUCUAUCACAGGCAGUAACACAUUACCUAGGGUCCACUAAGCAGCCCGUGCCGGGGCACUCGGAGGGGGUGCCGCCCCACAUGCGGGGCACUGUGGCUGGGAACGACCAAUACAUCAGGGAGCUUCCCACGUUUCUCAAGGACCACACGAGCCGCAUGGAGGCUCUGGAGCGCAUGCGCGGCCGCAUGGGGCGCGAGGGACUGCACGCGCACCGGGCCAUCGCGUGUCCUAUGGAGCUGCACGCGCGCGGCGACAUCCGGGGUGCGGAGUACGUGGAGCCGGUGCGGCGGGGGGCGGCGGACAUGCCGCUGGGCGCUGCGACGGAGGCGCCGGCGGGGCCCUCAGCGGCGGCCGCGGCGGCGGCGGCGUCUGGUGGCCGCAGAGGUGGCGAGGGUAUGAUGCUGUCAGGCGACUUGCCGGGCACCGGCGAGGUGCUGCCGCUGUCGACUUCGGCGGCGGCGGCGGCGGCGCCACGCAUCCCACCGCUGGCGACGGAGAAGUUGGCGGUUGUGAACCGCCAGGUUUUGCCCGUGGCCUCUGGUCCGAUUGGCGUGGACACGUGA
Messenger RNA from Volvox carteri f. nagariensis, 10704 nucleotides. RefSeq lists its product as uncharacterized. The transcript has 18 exons. NCBI's taxonomy places the organism in Eukaryota, Viridiplantae, Chlorophyta, Chlorophyceae, Chlamydomonadales, Volvocaceae. Bases 1 to 10704 code for a protein of 3567 amino acids. The record is from RefSeq and is a predicted model, not a curated record.